Messenger RNA from Coregonus clupeaformis (lake whitefish), 4278 nucleotides. RefSeq names its product tyrosine-protein phosphatase non-receptor type 9. The coding region runs from base 465 to 2177 and encodes 570 amino acids. Gene Ontology annotation, molecular function: protein tyrosine phosphatase activity. NCBI's taxonomy places the organism in Eukaryota, Metazoa, Chordata, Actinopteri, Salmoniformes, Salmonidae. The record is from RefSeq and is a predicted model, not a curated record. The transcript has 13 exons. Gene Ontology annotation, biological process: protein dephosphorylation.
UUCACACAGGUCUCACCAGGCCUACAUAAAGCUAAAUGAUCGCAAACCAGAGAACAGGAAUGCCUCUAGUCUUGAUUCUAAAGCGAAGGUGGGUGGCUUUAGUGGACAAAUGGGUUAAAUCCUAUCAACAGCGAUUCGUCACAGAAAAAAAGCAAGCUGUUGAGGACUCUUUUGUUCAGUUGUCGAUAAGAUUUGACACAUCAGCGAUUUUCUCUCAUGCAUGAGUAUUUUGAUGGAAGAUUCCAGAUACUUUCUUAUUCGACUCUACUGAAACAGGCCAGUCAAACGAAGAAAGAGUAUAAAGCUUUCCAUUUAUAUAUGAGACAAAUUUCAGCUUGGUAAAAUGCCAGUAACCUAGCCAAAACGUUACCGGUUUACGAAACGAGGAAUAGGGCAUAUUCAAAGGAGAACGGCAACUAAAUUGAAGGAUUACGGUGUCAAAAUCGGAAGAACGAGAGUGAAGAAUGGCAGCCAGUUUGUCAGCGGAGGAAGAACAGGCUACCAAACAGUUUCUGGAGGAAAUCAACAAGUGGACCACUCAGCAUGGAGUGACCCCGCUGUCCUGGGAAGUGGCCGUCAAGUUCCUCAUGGCGCGCAAGUUCGAUGUGCUCCGAGCCAUUGAGCUCUUCCACAGCUACAGGGAGACACGUCUGAAAGAGGGCAUCGUCAAACUACAGCCUCAGGAGGAACCUCUGCGCUCGGAACUGCUCAGUGGGAAGUUCACUGUGCUGAGUGUGCGAGACCCAUCAGGCGCCUCCAUAGCCUUGUACACAGCCAAGCUCCACCACCCCAACAAGACAGGCAACCAUGUUGUCCUGCAGGCUCUCUUCUACCUACUGGACCGGGCUGUGGAGAGCUUUGAAACUCAGAGAAACGGCCUGGUGUUCAUUUAUGACAUGGCGGGCUCCAACUACACCAACUUUGAGCUGGACCUCAGCAAGAAGAUUCUCAACUUACUCAAGGGGGCGUUCCCUGCCAGGCUGAAGAAGGUGUUGAUAGUGGGCGCCCCUGUCUGGUUCCGCGUACCCUACAACCUGCUGAGCCUGCUGCUUAAGGAGAAACUCCGGGAGAGGGUCCAGAUGGUCAAAAUGUCCGACCUCCGCCAACACCUCCCCCAGAACUGUCUCCCUGAGCACCUGGGUGGGCUGCUGCCCCUAGACGCCCAUGGCUGGAACCAGCAGCUCCUGGCUGGGCAGAACGGCCGUGUGGACCCCGUUGAUGAGCUGGUAGGCAUCCCCCUGGAGGACUCGUCGGUCCACACCCCCGGGCUGGAGGCCAUGUGCCUGCCGGAGCUCAUGGCCCACCUGGGUAGGCUCCAGCGCUCUGGCAUAUACCUGGAGUAUGAGGAAAUCCGCAAGGAGCAACCGCCAGGGACCUUCCACUGUGCCCUGACUGCAUACAACCAGGAGAGGAAUCGCUAUGGGGAUGUCCUGUGUCUUGACCAAACAAGAGUUAGUCUGAAAACAAGAAGAAACGAGAGAUCGGACUACAUCAACGCCAGCUUCAUGGAUGGCUACAAACAGAAGAAUGCGUACAUCGGUACUCAAGGACCACUGGAGAAUACCUAUGGUGAUUUUUGGAGAAUGGUCUGGGAGCAAAAUGUGCUAGUCGUUGUCAUGACAACAAGGACGGACGAGGGCGGUCGGAAGAAGUGUGGUCAGUACUGGCCUCUGGAGGAAGGUGGCCAGGAUGUGUACGGUCACAUGGCUGUGGUCAACCAGAGAGUGGACAACCACUCCCACUACAACCAGACCACCCUGGAGCUGUACAACAUGGAGAAUUGUGAGCAGAGGCAGGUGACCCACUUCCAAUACCUGAGCUGGCCCGACUACGGCGUCCCCACUUCGGCCUUGACGCUCAUCGACUUCCUGGGGGCCGUCAAGAGGCAGCAGAGGCAGGCGGUGAAGGGCAUGGGGCCCCAGUGGAGCGGCCACCCCCUGGGACCCCCCAUGGUGGUUCACUGCAGUGCGGGCAUAGGCAGAACAGGUACCUUCUGUGCCCUGGACAUUUGUCUGUCCCAGUUGCAGGACGUGGGGACACUCAACGUGUGUCAGACGGUGCGGUGGAUGAGAACGCAGAGGGCCUUCACGAUCCAGACCCCCGACCAAUACUACUUCUGCCACAACGCCAUCCUGGAGCAUGCUCAAAGACAGGGCCUGCUCUCAGCCAAUCAGUGAUGCCAGGGGGUCGCCUCGUAGUUCUCGCAGCCCAUCAGUGAUGCCCUGGGUGUUGUCUUAGCCAAUCUGAAUCCAGGGGACACUUUGUAGCCAAUCAGCAUGCCCGCUUCUAGGGAUUGCCAUCACUUAUUCAACCCUUUUAAGAGCCCUCUAAGACCAACUCAUUCCUCCUUCUGACUCGAUCACUUCUGACCGAGCCAACGUUGUGAUGAAAAAUAUUAGAUAGAUAGUAAGACUCAGUAACAUACAAGACACAGCAAGCUGGCAACAAAUGUGUCAGUUCUGUGUCUUCUGAUUUAAGAUUUUGAAUCAUUAAGUGGCCAAUCUUUCUGUGUCUAUGCCAGUCUGUCGUUAGUGUUGUGACAUACUGCACACAUCCGUUUUGGUGUCUGGUGUGAUCCAGGUACUUGGCAGUAACCGAUGACAAGAACUUUGCGCUCAACAUACUUUUUAAAGAAUCUAUCACUUCUGUGACCAGUUCAGUGACCUCUGAGAAGGCCUUGAUAAUGUUAGAGGCGUGAGUGUGUCUCUCUCUCUUGCUUUCUCCCUCUCUCACAUUUAACGACUAAUAAGUGCACACAUUAUCUUACUGGUCAAUAAGACUGAUUUGUAGUAUCCCUCAAGAAGUCACGGUUCAAGUUAUUGUUUAAUAUUCCUAUGCAUGGACCACCAUUUAUUUGUUUUAGUAGUUUGGGCAAUGUAAACCCCAUGUCCUACCAAAUAGAAAUCGUUUAGCUACAUUCUCAAGUCUACUUUCCUAUAUUAUUUGUUCUGUAUUUUUAUUUUGUCAAUAAUAUCCACAUAGGCUCACCGUCCCUAUUUUGCAUUGUUCUUGAAAAACUCAAGAGGAACAUUUCCUCUUAACUUUAACUUCUCCUUUAGCUGAUUGAAUCUAAUGGCUACAUGUAGAAGUUGCCCCUGAUAUGCAUGCAGACUUAUCUCAUUUUACCCUACCCCCAAUCCAAGCCUCAAUGAAGAUAAAUUGCAUAGAUGACCUUAAAUUGAACUUAAAGUAACGCUACACCUGUAAAAUGUUUGUGAGUUGCUGAUAAUGUUGCCAUCUCAAUGCAUUUCCUGCAGAUCGAAGAAUUAAGGGCUGGCCUCCUCACAACACAGCCUUCAUUGUAAGUUAUUCACAUUGGCUGUUCAAACGUUUCUUGUGAAAACCUUGUGAUCAUGACAUUAAAUGUUUGGUCGCCGCUGCUUUUGCUCAAUAGUCGUUACGUAUUCUUCAGUGAGACACUGUCAUGUACUUCUGUUGAGCCGCCAAUGCUGCGAUGAACAUGAUGUAGGAAGGCCAUAACUCUGCUUCUGCCUUAAGACCCCAGUCUUAGACCUCACCUCAGUAGAGUGGAAUAUACUUUUAUACACAGCCAUGUUGAAGCACUUUGAAAUGGCUGUUCCCGUCGUGCUUUAAAGAGAUUACAGUUCUUGUGGUGGUAAAGUGCAUUUAUGGUCAAAUUGCAAUUAUGGGAGAUUCUAUACAUGUGAUAUAGGCGUAACUUGAUUGUUACUGUUGAUUGGACCUUUGACCUUCAGGCUUGUCUGGUAGUACCAUGACAUCUUGUCAUGAUUACAUGUAUAAUAUUACAGUUCCCAUUGCUGUACAGUGUCUUUGCAUCAUAUUACAUGAUAUCUUGUCGUUGGAUAAAAGAAUGUGUUCUUUGCUACUGAAUUCAUAUUGAAUUUGCUUGUAGUGGAGCCUCAUUUAAGUCUGCCAUCCUCGUGCACUCUUAGUGAUUUUAGAAUGAUUACUUUCAAUGAAGGACAGUGUGACCAAUUUUAUUUUUCUAUUGUAUUCAACAACUUUUUCUUACAAGUAUUCAGACUUUAAAAGUAUAUACUUUAAAUUGUAUUAUAUUUACUCUGUUAUAACCUAUAACUUUUUAUUAGUACGAUUGAGGACAAUUGAAUCAAAUUAUGCUGUAUGAAAAACCAACAUUUGUCUUCACGUGUACAUUUCAAAUGGUUCUGUCUUAUGACCCAAUUCAUUUGUUUUGCCAAUUACGUUUUCCAACCAAAGGAGAUUGGGAUAUGUUCAAUAACAUUUCAAAGGAAGACAGUGUAUACAGCAUAUUAAAUGAACAUUUUUAAUUCAUAA